AGCUUUCAGAGGCGCGUUACAACCGUCUCCUCCCAGCAACGGCUGAGCUCCAACGGGCGCCGUAGCAACGCUGCACUCCUUGUGGCCAGGAAGGCGCGCCAGAGAGGCUGGGCGAGCGGCCUGUCCCUCAGCCUGUCGAUGCGACUCCUGCUUUCGUGAGACACCUUGUCGCUUUGCCAGCCGGGAAGCAGGGCAGCGGGGACCCUUACUUCACUUCGUCAUGGAGCGGCUGACGUUACAACCGGGAGCCGCCGCAGCCAUAGACGAAUACCUGGAGUACAGAAGAAUUGUAGGUGAAGAUGAUGGAGGAAAACUCUUCACCCCUGAAGAAUAUGAAGAAUAUAAGAAGAAAGUGUUACCAAUACGGUUGCAAAACAGAUUAUAUGUGAGCUGGAGAUCACCAACGGGGAUGGACUGUAAACUUGUGGGCCCAGAGACUCUGUGUUUUUGUACUCAUAGGUAUAAACAACAUAAGACAGACUUUAAAGUGAUUCCAAAAGAACGUCCUAUUUGUAUACCUUGUAGGGUGAACCAAUGCCCAUGCAGAUCUUAUCACUUUGUCCCUCUUAAUGGUACACAACCUAUUCGUUGUAGAUGUAAGCACUUUGCUGAUCAACAUAGUGCAGUACCUGGCUUUCCAUGUAAUUCAUGUUCCAAAUGUUCAGGUUUUCACAGCUGCUUUACUUGUGGAUGUGGUCAACCAACGUAUACUCAUGAAACAGUGGUGGAAACUAAAGAGGAGCGCUUAGCCCAAGGAAAACCUGUGGGGCAAGAUGUCCCUUUUGCUGCAAUGGGAGGACUAACUGGCUUUAGUUCCCUAGCAGAAGGCUAUAUGAGACUUGAUGACAGUGGGAUAGGGUCACCUUCAGCUCAGUUUCUAGAAUCUCCUGUUACCAGCACAGACCAUCCUUUUUUAAGAGCAUUCCAAGGACCUUCCAUACAAACAAACUUCCAAUUAACAGAUGGAGGUGCUAGUUCAGCAAUGCAAGUUUCCAGUUUAAAAAGGCCUGAAGAAGAUGACAUGGCUUACUUUGAAAGGCAAUAUCAGGAACGGAUGAAAAAAGAGAAGGCUGCAAAGAAGGGGAAAGGAUCAGUACCAUCAAAGAAUUAAUGACAAUAAAUGCAACAAAGGAAUUCAUUAUAUUGUCUUUAUAAGCAUUUUAUGUGUUUUCCUUAAUGAUUACACUAUGUUUGUAUUUCUGUAAUGGAUUCUGCUGUACCCAAAUACAAUUAAAUAAAACUGAUAGUAUCUGUCA
Messenger RNA from Heteronotia binoei (common prickly gecko), 1256 nucleotides. It is a transcript of the gene FAM221A, whose product is annotated as family with sequence similarity 221 member A. Bases 221 to 1111 code for a protein of 296 amino acids. The record is from RefSeq and is a predicted model, not a curated record. Lineage: Eukaryota; Metazoa; Chordata; Lepidosauria; Squamata; Gekkonidae. The transcript has 7 exons.